Molecule: messenger RNA, 1449 nt
Organism: Myotis brandtii (Brandt's bat)
Lineage: Eukaryota; Metazoa; Chordata; Mammalia; Chiroptera; Vespertilionidae
Gene: SNAPC1
Product: small nuclear RNA activating complex, polypeptide 1, 43kDa
Exons: 10
Coding region: 19-1140 (373 amino acids)
Biological process (GO): snRNA transcription by RNA polymerase II; snRNA transcription by RNA polymerase III
Cellular component (GO): snRNA-activating protein complex
Molecular function (GO): sequence-specific DNA binding
Source: RefSeq, a predicted model, not a curated record
CGCGCGGGCUUUGCAGGCAUGGGGGCCCCUCCAGGCCUGCAGGCCGACUGCGAGGAGCUGCUCAGCCGCUUCCAGGAGACGGACAGCGUGCGCUUCGAGGACUUCUCGGCGCUCUGGAGGAGCAUGAAGUUUGGGACCAUCUUCUGUGGCAAAAUGAGAAAUUUAGAAAAGAACACAUUUACAAAAGAAGCUUUAGCUUUGGCUUGGCGAUAUUUUUUACCUCCAUACGCCUUCCAGAUCCGAGUUGGUGCUUUGUAUCUGCUGUAUGGAUUAUAUAACACCCAACUGUGUCAACCAAAACAAAAGAUUAGAGUUGCCCUGAGGGACUGGGAUGAAAUUUUAAAAUUUCAACAAGAUUUGAUAAAUUCGGAACAUUUUGAUGUAGCCUAUAUUUUUAGGAAGCUACGACUAGACAAAGCAUUUCACUUUACAGCAAUGCCCAAAUUGCUGUCAUUUAGAAUGAAGAAAAAAGUUCAGCGAACUCCAGUUACGGAAGAAUUUAAGGAACCAAAUGAUCGUGUAAUGAAACUUAUCACUUCUGAUGUAUUAGAGGAAAUGCUGAAUGUUCAUGAUCUUUAUCAGAACAUGAAACAUGUAAUUUCAGCCGAUAAGUCCAAUCCAAACAAAACCCUCAGCUUGGUAAAGGAUGAUUUCUUUGAUAAUAUUAAGACAAUAAUUUUGGAGCAUCAGCAGUGGCACAAAGACAGGAAGAAUCCAUCCUUAAAAUUGAAAGGUAAAGAUGGAGAAGAAAAGAUGGAAGGAAAUUCACAAGAAUCAGAGUCGUGUGAAAGGGCAGCAUCAUUAGCAAAAAUAAAAUCAAAGGCCUUUGCAGUUGUUGUUCAGGCUUCCAAGUCAAGAAGGCAUCGCCAAGUCAGACUUGACUCUUCUGACUCUGAUUCUGCCUCUGGUCAAGCAACCAGGGAAAAAAGAAAUAAAGAAACAUUGAAAUCCGCUGGAAGGAAGAAGUCUUCCAGAAAAAGAGAUGACAAGCAGAAUGUACAUAAGGAAGAUAGAUGUUUGAGUCUGAGUAUGCCUGUUAUUACAGAGGAGGGUGAGGAGAACGGAAGUCAGAGUGAAACAGGUACAGAGGUCACGUCACUCAAGAGGAAAAGAAAAACCAGAACAAAGAGGCUGGUGUAGUUCAAUUUUGAGCUUUCUGACAGGAGAGUUACAUUCUGUGUAUAGAACAGGAAGACUGCCACUAUUAAAGACGAUCCUUCUGGGAAACUAUAGAUGAUAUCUUUGACAUGGCAAUACUUUAAUAUAGUUCCAGAACCAAAAGAAACAUACUGAGAGUAAGAACUUACUCAAAUUUAUUUUCAACAUGUUCUUUUACGAAAUCUGUGUAAGGAGAGAAAAUUUUGAUUUAUAAUAUAAUAGAGUAAUCCUGUUAUUUGCAGAUUUUUAAUAUUUCCUACAGCUUUUGUGUUAUUACACUAUGUUAGUACA